This is a messenger RNA of Mesoplodon densirostris (Blainville's beaked whale), 1415 nucleotides long. RefSeq lists its product as uncharacterized. The transcript has 3 exons. The record is from RefSeq and is a predicted model, not a curated record. Lineage: Eukaryota; Metazoa; Chordata; Mammalia; Artiodactyla; Ziphiidae. Bases 1 to 744 code for a protein of 247 amino acids.
AUGUGGCCUGCUCGCUGCCCGACCGCAGCGCGGCCCGGAGGUGGGGGCCGGCGGCGCGGGCCAGUCACCAGCCGCGUCUGGCAGCUGCCCCGGCCUCGCCGUCCCGCUCCAGAUUCCCGGCUGGCCGCCCCUCGUCCCGGGCGACCAAACCGGCCCUGGAGCGGCCCCGGGCCGGCGCGGCGCUGCCGGGACCCCGGCUCCUCCCCGCGCGGCCGCAACCGGCGGAAUCGCUCCCGCCCCACGCCCGCCUGCCUGCCUCCUCGGUCCCCGCCGCGCACCCUAACCCGCGGGUCCCCUGAAUCUCAGUUUGAAACUGAAGGUAUCGCUCGCUGCUGUCCUCAGCUCUGCUGGAUCUUCCGCCCACCCCGCCCAGGGCCUCUUCUCCAUACUAAUUCGCGGUGGAGCAGUCGGGGCGGCUUUACAGCCAGAGCCCCAAGGCCAAGAAUCAGCCCUUGCAGCAAGACGUGCUCCCCUCGUUGCCCCCCACCACACGCUACAGCCACAGACCGCAUAAAUCCAGGUGGAGACAGGUCCAGAAACACAGGUGCUAUAAAUAUCCCAGUCCGGCGAGCGGGGAGACACAGCUCCCGGGCAGCCCCUCCCCACCCACCCUCCUCUGAGCCCAGCACUUCCGGCCAUCGCUGCGCUGCAGGCUGCUCUCCGAGUUGGGAGGGGCGGGCUCCAUCCGUAGCAGAGGCCUGGCUUCCUUUUCCUCGCCCGAGACCCCCUGACUGCCUAACCUGAGGGUUUUCUCUCCACUCAGGAUACACCUCCCGAACUCCCAAUCGCAGACCGUUUCCUCCCUCCCCUGGUAUUUUUUAAAGGCUGUGGCCAGUCUUCCUGAAAUGCUGACUUCUCUUUCAAGAUGGAUGGGGGAUGCUGCCUUAGGUUAGAAGGCAACGAACAAAAUCACAUUUUUAAAUGUAAAAUUUGAUUCUAAAUUUUUGAUGGCGCUUUUCGUUUUGGUGGAGGUGGGGACGGACGACGGUGGGGAACAGGCUGCAGGCAGAGUAAAUCUAAAAGAGGGAAAAAAAGAAGCUGGGAGUACACACAUGUGAAGAGGGGAUAUCGCUCUGCUGGAAAAGAGACUUGCUGUCCCAGCAGGCUGGUUCCCAGGAGCUUGGUGCGGCUUUCUGAGCCAGUCUCCUGAGCCUGGGACUUGAUGGGGUGCAGCUCCCUGAGAAGGAGCCUGUUGGACACAAUAAGACUGCACUGGGAAAAAGGUUAAUGAAGUUCCACCACUUGGGCUAAGGGAUUCAGACACAAAAAUUAUCCCCAGGAAACUCGGACAUCUGAUAGCUCCAGGAGAGGGUGGCAAAGAGCAAGGCAGGUUUGGAGAUAAUGAGUGAAACAGAUCUGAACCACCAGUUUUCAAAUGUGUCUGUAAAAAUAAGCUUUAACUAAAUGCUAAAUAA